AUGCAAAUUGCACUCUUUUCUGUUGUGUGGGGGAUUACCGUGAUGCAUCGCUGUUGUGGCGUGUAUGAUUUGUGCUCCCUGCGUGUGGCCGUUGCUGCACCGAAUUUACUUUUUAUUUUGUGUGCGUGUCAGGGUUUAUGUGCCCACGUCCUCCUGCCGAGUGUGUGCGGGAUGACGGCGGUGCGACACGGGUGCGGGACCGUGGCGAGCGGUAUGCGUGGAGGAGCCCUCCGUGCGCACCACGUUGUUGUUGUUGGCUCUCUCCAACACUGUGCUGGGUGGGUGGCAUCCACUCGCCGUCGUUGUGGUGGUCCUCGUGCAUGUGGUGUGCAUCGAAUACUGUGCCGUCACACUGUGUGGGUGAGUCCCUUGUUGUGGCUUCGAUUUAUGACUGUGCCUAUUGUCUUUCUUUUUCUCAUUCUCCACGUUGGGUGGUUAUUGUUUAGAUCUAACUCAAACCAACUAAGGAAGCAAGGAGAAACAAUGUCUGGAAGGCCCGAGGAAGGACUUUACGGCAAUUUGGAGAGUCAAUCGUCCAAUGUCUCGCAGGGAGAUCGGAGGAGAGCGAGGUCGGAAUUUGAGAGUGACACAGAUUACUCCUCUGUGAGUCGCAGAAGAUUGGAGGAAAUGCAUCGACCGCAGUGGACCAUGAGCAGCAGCGUAAAGGACAUCCUGCUGGAGGGAAGCACUCUCAAGAACAACAUGAAGCUGAAUGAAUUCCUUCGGAGCAACUUGGGCGAUGAGUGGGUUGUGGAAAGAAAUGGGAACGUCGCUAUGGGGAAUUUUGUGUUGAUGCCCACGAUGUUUAUUAAAGACAAUGAAAUAUUGGACAUAAUAACGGCAUUGCCGUCAUACAGAGAGCUGAAAAUACUAUUGGAGGCUAUCAAUAAACUUGAUGACGAGGGUGUGGUCUUUCUCGAGCAAUGGAGGGACUAUAAAGGAAAGGAUACGGUCACUCUUCAUGCAAGGGGAAAACUAAACGGAGUACUCACGCAGGUACAGAGAGAAGAAAAGCGGGAGGCAGAAGAAAGAUUAAGGCGUGAGACAGAGGAAAGGCAAAGACGAGCGCAAGAAAUGAAAUUUACCAUUUCCACUACGAUCGAAGACGUACUGUUUAAAGGAAGAGUCCGCGUCAAGGAAAUGAAGUUGAAUGAUUUUCUUACGAUGGAAUUGGACGGCAGGGGCGCUUUGGACGCCAAUCGGGAUGUCUUACUGAAGGAGUUUUUCAAGGAUCCCAAGAAGUAUAUCCACGAUGAGGGAGUACUGCGCGAAAUAAAGACAACAGAUGCUUAUUUGAGGAUGGAGAGGGCUGUAAAGGGUGAAAUAAUCUUCGAAAACGAUCAAAGUAAGCUUGACGAUAAAGGUGUCAGCAAUCUACUUGGGUGGUCAGAAGCUGCUCCGGAGGUAAAGGCAAUUGUUCAUAAAUUCACUAAACAGACUCUGGAUGCAGCCCUCGAGGAAGUGAGGAACCCAACGACGACGAUUGCACCGAUUAAACUGGAGGGAUUGUACGAGUCUGUGUACAAUGCGAGGUGGAGCCAUGUGGUGGAGGUUUCUGACGGCAACGGAAUGGGAAUGAGGGUGGAGGAGGGGAAACCACCGCAGUCAUGGACGUACAGGGCGGUUGGCAACACCUUCGAAAAGAAUGACGGUGUGGAGCAAUCCGGUGCAGCAACUCCCGUGUUGAUGGUUCUUACCUCGGACAAGGGAUGGCCGUACUCGUGGAAUACGAUGCAUGGGGCUGGUAAUGACUUGUGUGUUAACUGUGAGGUGGAACGAGUGUGGCAAAUCGUGCUUGACGAUCUAACCAAGUGGUUCAGCAAUUUUCAUUUGACUCUCAAUCCUUCACCCGUGCGGCGUCUGUUGAUUGGGACGCCCGGGAUCGGGAAGUCGAUGAAUGCCGGCUCGUACCUCCUCUACCAGCUGCUGCACUACGAUGUCGAGAAAAUCCAAGUGGUUGCCCACUGUUUUGGAAGCACGAUGUACGUGUUUGACAAGACCAGCAGGACAGUGACAAAAUACGAGGGUAAUAAAACAUCCAAGAUUGUUUUGGGUGAUUUGUGGCAGCGUGGGAUGAAAGGGUAUAUUAUCUACGAUGUGGGAACGAACGGAACACCGCCCAACGCAGGUUUUGCGCCCUCUAAGGGAUGGGGCAUGAUUGUAGUGUCAUCGCCAAAGGUAAGCAACUAUGAUAAAUGGGCGGCGCAAAUUAGUUCCCUAAAAAUCGUAAUGAAUUGUCCUGAGAAAGACGAUGUAAAGGCGAUGUGCAUUUGGAUGAAGCGAGGUCUGGAACCAACUGAGCAAGCGGAAUACUGGAGGAUGGUUGAAGGUCGAAUGGAUAAAGUGGGACCACUUCUUCGCUACAUCUUUGAUCAGAACGUAUACAAAGAUCGGAUUGACUCGUGCGAAAGUACAGUUAAUAAAAUGACCUUGCCGGAAACCAGCUAUUACUCUGUUUUAGGGACUGAUAAAAUGUGUGAGGGUAGCCACGUCUCUCACAAACUUGUAAAGGUCGUACGAGUACGAGGAAAAGCAGAUGCAGAAUUGCCUUACAAUGCACUGAUUUCUUCUCACCUUGCAGAAUUAACGUUAUGCAAGUUGGCGGAGUUAAUGGUGCCGAAUGAUUUUAAUUUACUCAUAUUGGCUAUCAAGGACGACCUCAUAUCAAAAGUCCUUGAAGAUCAUUCCUUGUUUGCAUUUUUAAGUGCGGCCUUUGUAAAUGCAAUAAUACCGAAACUCACGGAGCUGAAAAGAACAGCAAAUGCUCCACCACAUCUCUGUGCGUUGAGAGUUUGUCCACAUGAGCGCCCUCUCAAGCCCUUUCUUUUAGAGUGCCUGGAAAAUUUAAAAAAGAAGAUUAAUAUAGAGUGUCGGGUGCUGUACAAACCAGAGGUUAAAAACUUUCCACUGGUGGACGGCUUUUUCUUUGUUGAUUCGCCGCGGAAGACGCUGGUUGGGCUGCAGAUGACUACGGCGAGUGCGCAUCACACCAUACCCAGCACCGUGCGGCAGUUCAAUGAGCGUAUGGCGGAAUAUUUUAAUGGUUGGGAGGAAUUUUCUGAGGGAUUGUCGUGGGAUAUUAUUUAUAUACAGCACGCAGACAGCACGCCGAUGAAUGGCUGGCAGAGAUGUGGUCCCGUCAAUCCCAAUAAUUUGACCCCCGCUGAAGAAGAGAUUGUGUCGUUCUGGAACGAAAAGGUGCACCAGUACCAAGUUUCUGUAUCAUCCAGAGACUUUAGAAGAGACGAAGCACCCCGAAGUGUGGAAGAACAACAACAACAGGAAACAGAUUAG
Messenger RNA from Trypanosoma cruzi, 3294 nucleotides. Its product is annotated as retrotransposon hot spot (RHS) protein, putative. The coding region runs from base 1 to 3294 and encodes 1097 amino acids. The transcript has a single exon. The record is from RefSeq and is a predicted model, not a curated record. Lineage: Eukaryota; Euglenozoa; Kinetoplastea; Trypanosomatida; Trypanosomatidae.